AUGUCACUAGGGGCGGUAAGAUCUGCAGUGAAAGAAGUUUUACUGUGCACUGCUUCAUACUUCAUCGGUUGCCUUUACGCCUUAUUCGUUCUAAUUUUUUACAUACUGGGUAAACCAUGCUCACGAUUUGGCAAAGCCUAUCUCAAGAAAUCUUCUCCCUACACAUUAAGGAUGAAUGAUAGCGCCCUGACGCUGCCUCUAUCAUCUGCUUCAGACACUGAAAAUCGCAAACACACAACCCAUACACAAGAUCAAUGUUUACUUUUGACGAAGCUGCCUGCGGAACUGCGGAAAUCGAUUUGGGAACUGUGUCUCGGUGGAAGAAGAUUUCGUUUCUCGCUUCUUGGAGGCCCCGGUGAAUCGACUCAGCUAGUAUGCCACGAAGAGCCGAACCAGCAAGGCUCCUCUUUGCAUCCGUUGCCAUCGGAGCUUCCCUCCAACGAUAACCGAAAUAUAACAGCCGCUCAUCCCGGGCAAAAUCGUAAAGUUUUCCCCUUAGUCUUGACUUGCCGCAGGAUAUACUCAGAGGCAAUCGACUGCCUCUAUUCACGCAACAAUUUUAAUAUAAGUGCUUGUUACCUUGGGGGCCUUCCAAGUCUUCUUCUUCCUCAACGCUUCAAUGCCAUCCGUUCCAUGACUAUAGACUGGGGAUUUCCAUAUGGUUCGCCCAUUCCUCUGGGCUUGGAAGGCUUUAGCCAUCAAACUUGGGGAUUUUGGGUAAAAUCGUGGAAAAUAUUAGCUAGCAUGAAGGGUCUUUCGGUGCUUGAUGUAAAGCUCAGUGGCGACGUGUUCUUCAAUAGCUAUCAGUGGACGCGUCUUGGGGAAGAGGAAAAGGCUUUGGUUUUGCAGCCUAUAAGAGAGGUGACUAGGCCUGAAAAGUUUCGUUUACUGCUUCCUUUCAGCCUAGAGAUUUAUGAUUCCCCAUUGACAAAUUUGCCCUGUUCUAUAUCAUUUGAAAAGGCAUAUCUUAUUACCUUCGUUAAAGGUGCAAGAGCAGCAAUGAUCGAGGAUUUGAAGGAUGUUUGCAGCAUACUCUGA
Molecule: messenger RNA, 1038 nt
Organism: Sclerotinia sclerotiorum 1980 UF-70
Lineage: Eukaryota; Fungi; Ascomycota; Leotiomycetes; Helotiales; Sclerotiniaceae
Exons: 4
Coding region: 1-1038 (345 amino acids)
Source: RefSeq, a predicted model, not a curated record